Molecule: messenger RNA, 2040 nt
Organism: Didymosphaeria variabile
Lineage: Eukaryota; Fungi; Ascomycota; Dothideomycetes; Pleosporales; Didymosphaeriaceae
Gene: BGL1
Product: beta-glucosidase
Exons: 2
Coding region: 1-2040 (679 amino acids)
Biological process (GO): glucan catabolic process
Molecular function (GO): beta-glucosidase activity
Source: RefSeq, a predicted model, not a curated record
AUGGAGCACGAACGUCAAGCCGUGAAUUGCGUGGUCUCAGAACGCGCGCUGAGGGAGAUUUACCUUGCACCUUUUGCGAUUGCGAUCCGUGACGCUCGGCCUUGGGCGCUAAUGUCCUCUUAUAACAAGAUCAAUGGACUACAUGUAAGCGAGAGCAAAAGAUUGCUCACAGAUGUGGUGAGAGGGGAAUGGGGAUUUGACGGCUUCAUCAUGAGCGACUGGUUCGGUGUAUACUCAGCCGCGGAGUCGGUGCAAGCCGGGUUGGACUGCGAAAUGCCUGGUCCGCCGAGGUUGCGUGGACCCAACAUCACAGUCUCGCUUGGAAGUCGCAAAGUCACAGAGUAUGACGUCGAUGACCGAGUGCGAAACUUGCUCAAGCUUGUGAAGAGAGUCGAGCGGCUGGGAAUACCUCAAGAUGCAGAAGAGAAAGAGCUCAAUGCGCCUGAAACCCCAGGUUUUGCUCGCAAGCUUGCAUCAUCCGGAAUCGUCUUGAUGAAAAACGAACGCCAAGUUUUGCCACUAGAUCGCAGUAAAUCUAUUGCCGUCAUGGGUCCAAACGCUAAGUUUGCUGCAUACUCCGGGGGUGGCUCUGCAAACUUGAAGCCGUACUACGCAGUCGCACCAUUCGAAGGCAUAUCGUCGGCUGCUAAAGACGUCAAGUACACCCUAGGUGCGCAUGCGUACAAACAACUUCCACUGCUAUCUAAUUUGACGAAAACGAACGACGGACGAAAAGGCUUGACAGCAAGAUUUUACAACGAGCCUCCGGAAGUCAAAGAGCGAGCACAGAAGGAUGUGAUCUUUGUCGACGCCUCUGACAUGUUCCUGGCUGAUUAUGUGCACCCAGAUGUCAGCCCUGAACUCUUCUACAUCGACCUUGAGGGUACAAUUACACCUGAAGUCUCCGGUGAAUAUCUCUUUGGAUGUUCGGUGCGUGGUACUGCCCGUAUCUUUGUUGACGGAGAGCUCAUUGUGGACAAUGCUACAAAGCAGACGCUUGGUGGAACAUUCAUGGGAGCUGGUACACGUGAAGAAAGGGCUUCAAUACACUUGGAGCAGGGUAAGACAUACACGGUCCUGUUGCAGUUUGGCUCCGGCCUGACGCAAACCGUGAGGAAGAAGGGUGCGACAGCCAUGCGAGGCGGCGGGGUACGAGUUGGCGCUACGCUGAAAACAAAUGCGGAAGAAGAGAUAGAUAAGGCGGUGCAGCUGGCCAAGGAAGUUGACCAAGUCGUUAUUUGUGUAGGCCUCAGUGGCGACUGGGAGUCUGAAGGAUUUGACCGACCGGACAUGGAUUUGCCAGGCCAUACCAAUGCUCUAGUAUCCGCUGUUACGAAGGCUAACUCAAAUACCGUUGUCGUAAACCAGUCUGGGACACCAGUGUCUAUGCCUUGGAUACAGGAGGUUCCGGCACUGGUUCAAGCUUGGUUCGGUGGCAUCGAGACCGGCAACGCGAUUGCAGACAUCCUUUUUGGCGAUAUCAACCCUAGCGGCAAGCUACCGCUAAGCUUUCCGAUCCGCAAUGAGGACAACCCUGCUUUUCUUAAUCAAAGGAGUGAGAGAGGAAGGAUGUUGUACGGCGAAGACAUCUACGUCGGAUACCGCUUCUACGAAAAGACAAAGAGGGAUGUCUUAUUCGCCUUUGGACACGGCCUAUCCUACACAAGCUUCUCGCUAGAGAACUUGCAGGUGGAUGCGAAAGACGACACGAUCAGUGUUACCCUGGACCUAAAUAACACUGGGGAACGAGACGGGGCAGAAGUGGUGCAGGUAUAUGUCAGCCAGCGAAUGUCUACCGUGACCAGACCAGAAAAGGAACUCAAAGGCUUCAGAAAGGUUUUCCUGAGGAAGCGCGAAAAAGUGAAGAUCAACAUAGAUCUGAAUAAGAAGCUCGCAACAAGUUAUUGGGACGAGGAAAGAGACCAGUGGUUAUCAGAAGAAGGAACAUACGACAUUGUCGUAGGAACAAGUAGCGACAAAGUCGUUGCGGGCAGCUCUUUCCUGAUCGGGAAGUCAACGUGGUGGAAAGGGCUUCACUAA